Molecule: messenger RNA, 4321 nt
Organism: Pseudophryne corroboree (corroboree frog)
Lineage: Eukaryota; Metazoa; Chordata; Amphibia; Anura; Myobatrachidae
Gene: BMPR1A
Product: bone morphogenetic protein receptor type 1A
Exons: 13
Coding region: 615-2231 (538 amino acids)
Biological process (GO): cellular response to growth factor stimulus; dorsal/ventral pattern formation; protein phosphorylation
Cellular component (GO): signaling receptor complex; plasma membrane
Molecular function (GO): ATP binding; transforming growth factor beta receptor activity, type I; SMAD binding
Source: RefSeq, a predicted model, not a curated record
GAGAGGACAGGGAGGGGUGGAGAGAGGACAGGGAAGGGGGAUGGAGUUGGACAGUACAUGCAGCAGUCUCUCACACUAGCUUAUUUGCACACCGAAAGAACAAAGGAAAUAACACAGGGAAUUUACUUUUGCCAGCUUCUAUGUUUCAUACAUCAGUCUAUGUGGGCAGCAGCACUACAGCUACGCCUUGCGCUGGCGGUAUUUGCAGGGAGAUCUGAGAUCCGGCGUGGACAGACCAGGAGCAGCCAGGUGGAGACCAGGAAAUCUGGAAUUUGGAAGUGGCAGCACUGGGUGUGAGUUUCUCGGGCCAAGCUGCGCGAGUUGUGUGCGAUCUGGGGGGAGGAUUUGUCCCGGAGAGCCCUGUCUUUGGUAGUACCGGCCAUGGAGGCCAGGGGGAUUGGGUCUACAAAAAUAUGCAUCACUUUGAGACUGCUUUGGAAUUAAUGAACUGGAAAUACGGGUAAUACCAACGACAGUCUUACAGAGGGUUCUUCAGGCUGGCACUGAUAAAUUAGCAAGUAGAGUAUUGCCAACCAAAGAAAAAAACAUUGUAUGAAACGGAGAACAUUCUGCAUAGAUCCUACCAUUGUCCUCCUGUCUGCUGGUGUGGAGAAAUGCUACCAUUAAAGAGCUUGGGAAUGGCAAAACAUGUGUUGGCCGGAUUGAUGGGAUGCUUACUACUAUCAGUUCAUGUUCAAGGUCAGAAUUUUGACAUCAUGCCGCACAGAACAGGAAUGAAAUCAAAUUCCGACCCUAAGAAGCUGGAGAAUGGGGUCACGUUGGCACCAGAGGACACAUUGCCGUUCUUAAAUUGUUAUUGUUUCGGGUAUUGUCCGGAAGAUGCUACAAACAACACGUGCAUUACAAAUGGCCAUUGCUUUGCAAUAAUUGAAGAAGAUGAACAUGGUGAAAUCACAUUAACGUCUGGCUGCAUGAAGCUUGAAGGCUCAGAUUUUCAGUGCAAGGAUUCUCCCAAAGCCCAGUUACGAAGGACGAUAGAGUGCUGCCGGACUGACUUCUGCAAUAAGCAUUUGCAACCCACAUUGCCUCCCGAUGGGAGACCAGAAGGAAUAUUUGGCAGAAGCGCACACCUCAUUGCUCUCAUAAUAUCCGUUGUGGUCUGCUUUUUAAUCAUUAUGGUCUUCAUCCUCGUCACCUGUGCCUACAAGCACAAGUUGACAUCUCAGAGAAUGCUGUAUAAUAGAGAUUUGGGACAAGAUGAGGCAUUUAUACCAGCCGGGGAGUCAUUAAAAGCUCUCAUUGACUUGUCGCAAAGUUCCGGUAGUGGAUCAGGGCUCCCUCUUUUGGUACAGAGAACAAUCGCUAAGCAGAUCCAGAUGGUGAAACAGAUAGGAAAGGGAAGAUAUGGAGAGGUUUGGAUGGGAAAGUGGAGAGGUGAAAGAGUGGCUGUGAAGGUUUUUUUCACUGCUGAGGAAGCCAGCUGGUUCAGAGAGACGGAAAUCUAUCAAACUGUGUUGAUGCGACAUGAAAAUAUUCUAGGUUUUAUAGCUGCUGAUAUUAAAGGGACUGGUUCAUGGACACAAAUGUACCUGAUAACAGAAUAUCAUGAGAAUGGAUCUUUAUAUGAUUUUCUAAAGUGUGCAACUCUGGAUACAAGAUCUUUACUCAAACUGGCUUAUUCUGCUGCCUGUGGCCUAUGCCACUUGCACACUGAAAUAUACGGUACUCAGGGAAAACCGGCGAUUGCUCACAGAGAUCUGAAAAGUAAGAACAUCCUGAUAAAGGAAAACUGGACCUGCUGCAUUGCUGACCUGGGGCUGGCAGUCAAAUUCAACAGUGAUACCCAUGAAGUGGAUAUUCCCCUGAACACCCGUGUGGGCACGAAACGUUACAUGGCACCCGAGGUUCUAGAUGAAAGUUUGAAUAAGAACCAUUUCCAGGCUUAUAUAAUGGCUGACAUCUAUAGCUUUAGCUUAAUCAUCUGGGAAAUGACCCGUCGCUGCAUCACUGGUGGUAUUGUAGAAGAGUAUCAGUUGCCAUAUUAUGACAUGGUGCCACAUGACCCAUCCUUUGAGGACAUGCGAGAAGUUGUGUGCAUGAAAUGUUUACGGCCCACGGUGUCAAACAGGUGGAAUAGUGAUGAAUGCUUGAGGGCAAUCUUAAAGCUAAUGGCCGAAUGUUGGGCUCAAAAUCCAGCAUCCCGUCUCACAGCUCUAAGGAUCAAAAAGACGCUUGCAAAGAUGGUGGAGUCUCAAGACGUCAAGAUUUGACAGUGGGAAUAUCUGUCAUCAGCAUUAGGACUCUGAACAGAGGGAGCAGAGUGCGAGAGGGGGCAAUUGAAACUUCAGCCUUUCCUACCUGUGGCAUUUUGCUGGCUGCUAUAUAAUGACUCAAUACAGUACUAUGUAGAAUUUUGUGCCGAGGGCAACUCCUGCUCAUUGGGAGCCUCUGUCUUUGUCAGAUCAGAAAUAUUUUUGUUUUUAUAUUUUAUCAAGACUUCUAUCAGAUUUCAAAGCUCCAGUUUAAUGAGUAAUGAAUUGCAUGCUCAAGCUAUAUUGCUUUCUGUGAAAGCAGCAACCAAGAUAAAAUCUUUUUUGUUUUUGUUUUUUAAUAAUUUUUUUUUCAUUGCUUACACACCCUGGUGGAUGGUGGAGAAGAAACGUGAGCGUUGCCUUUGUAAUAUCUGUACCUUUCAUGCUCAAAGCAAGAAUUUUUUAUUGUGCCAGAAGUCAUCAUUUUGCCUUGUUUUAAAACUCAAAUUAUUAUUUUUUUUCCUUUUUAUGAACCCAUUAAAAUGCCAAACAUAUUCUUGAUAUUACUCAUAAGCUUCCCAUCUUCACUGUAGAGAAACCACGGACCUUUCGGUAAGAGUGAACGUAAUAUUCACGUUGAAGUAGUACCAGCUUCGUUUACUUUGCUCUAAUAUGGUCUAAAUGUCUGAUAAAGAAUUUAUGACUAAAACACAAUUUGAUUCUGUGAGUUGGGGUCUAAGAAACCUCACAAGACUUUAAACAUAUUGUUGUACCAAACAAUCUAAAAUGAUGGCAGUUCAUUCAAAAAGCUAAUAAUGAACUUGUAUUUUUUGUUGCCAGUGUAAGUCUGAAAAAAUAUGUAAUAACUAAUAUGUAUCUUAUGCUUAUGCUAAAGAUGGAAAUUGGAAAUCUAGAAAAGAAAAAAGUAUAGAAAUUUAUUUUAUUUAGUGCCACACACAAGCCAUUUAUUCUAUACAUUUUACUUUUUAAUGCAAAGAAAUUAUUUUGUUAUAUUUAUAAGGCUUUUUGUGCCGAAUACUAACAAAUGUAAUUUAAUUUGAUGGUUCAGUGAACUUUACUAUGGGGGACAUUUACUAAGCAGUGAUAAGAGCGGAGAAGUGAGCCAGUGGAGAAGUGCCCAUGGCAACCAAUUAGCAUUAGUGUGUCACCGUGAACAUACCGAGAACACUUAUCACUCGCAUCUCUAGUGUUGCUUUUAAUUGUCAGCCAAACUGAAGACCGUGCCAAAGCAACACUAUUCAGUGUGCACUGAAAUAGGGAUGGUCACCAGUGGGUUAAACAUGGUGGUUAACGUCAAUGACAUGAGUACGGGUUGCCUUCUGUGCCAUUAAUUGUGGAAAAGCAUCAGAUCUCUAGCAUCGAUGACAAGACCAUCGACCAUUGGUGGCUGUUAACCCUCGAUAGCCAAUGGCCAUACCUACACUAAAAUGUUUUUCCAAAAUAAUUAUCUAGCCACAGUGUGAGGGCUGUGUGAAAACAAAACUUAUUCCUGCUUUCAGUAAACCUCAUCUCCUAUAGAGGUGUGCACAAAAAAAUAAUUAAUGAGAACCUACUGAAAAAUCACAGGUGUGAGACCACCAUUGAAGUAAUGGAAAGGGAAGAAUGCUGUACUGUGAUUUAUUUAUUCAUUUUCAUCAGUCCCGUUUUUUGUUCCAAAAUGGCCAGAUUAUUGUGCAUAUAGGCACCUUUCUGUUGUAGAAAAUAAUGAAUUUGGGAACCAUUGUAUAUAUCUAUAAGGAAACUUGUCCCCCAACUUUCAGACUAUUUAAUUGUCUGAAGUACAGUGCUUUCGGUGUCCAUAAUUCCAUAUUUUGUUGAGUUUGUUAUGCUUUUUUUAUUUUAUAAAACAAUAUGGUGUCCACAUACCUAUAAGUGCUUUUACCUUGUGUCUUCAGUUAUGCUUAAUUUUAUUAAAAUGCCUUAAGGAAAUUAAUAGUAAUAUCCAUUUCAGUGGCAAUAUAACAUUGGGUCUUAAUCUAUAGAACCAUACAUUGGGAACUAAAGAGGACUGUUUUUCAAGUAGCACAGUCUGUAUGCAAUUUUUGUUGCUAUAAUUCUUAUUAAAAACAUGAAUGUUACACAUGAAA